AUGGAAGCACGCCCAGCUUUAUCUAUUCUAAAAUCAGGUGCAAGACAUCUUGGUAACAGUGGAGGAUCAGGGACUUUACCUGUUAAUCCGACCCCUUUUGAAGAGAAAUAUCCAAAGUUACGGGACUCCCAGCAGGUUUCCACAGAGAGGGAACUCAUGCAACAUCCUCCAGCUGCCCUUUCACCUUUGUCUUCCAACAGUGGGGUUGUUGGUCAUAUAUUUUCUUCAUCCUCAGGAUUUUCUAGUGAUCUUCAUUUUUCAUCCACCCCAAAGCAAGAAAAGCAUCUACGACAAGCCCCUUUCAUUUCUCAAUCGGCAAAUAGUGGGACAUCAAUUAUAUUACCUCAUUCUUGUGAUUCUGGAAUUCUUCAAUCCACAGCAUCAAGCCAAUUUACCAAAGAAAAUAACAGAUCUUCUUGGUGUCCAGAUUCACUGCCUGAUUUUCUUGAUUAUUCGUUUAGUACUUCAAUCGAUAAUAGUCAACUAGAUAGUAUUAACAGUGGUGACAUUGGUAUCUCAUCCGAGGAUCUUAUUAAAAGAAAUGAUUGGCAGGAAUGGGCUGACCAGCUUAUUACUGAUAAUGAUCCUUUGACCUCAGAUUGGAAUGAGCUUCUUGCAGAUGCAAAUGUUGAACCGAAGAUGCAGCAGCUGAUGUCCAAACAACCAGUAAAUUUUUCAUCGCAGCAGUCCCAAAUACCCCUACAGCCUCCAGAUACACCCGGAGAAACUAACACAGCUGUUGCUCAAUCAUCCUCAGCAAACGUGGCUCCAGUAAAACAGCGCAUGCGUUGGACUCCAGAACUUCACGAAGCCUUUGUUGAAGCAGUCAACAAACUUGGUGGGAGUGAAAGAGCUACUCCCAAGGGUGUUCUGAAGCUAAUGAAAGCUGAAAGUUUGACAAUUUAUCAUGUGAAAAGCCACCUGCAGAAGUACAGAACAGCUAGAUACAAGCCAGAGACAACAGAAGAAUCUUCAGAGAAAAAACUACCUUCUGUAGAAGAAUUGUCAUCCUUGGACUUGAAAACGGGAAUCGAGAUCACAGAGGCAUUGCGGUUGCAAAUGGAAGUGCAAAAGCGUCUGCACGAACAGCUUGAGAUUCAAAGAAAUCUGCAGCUUCGAAUAGAAGAACAAGGGAGAUACCUCCAGAUGAUGUUUGAGAAACAAUGCAAGUCCGGUGCUGACUUACUCAAGGGGACUUCAUCAACUAUAGAGAACUCCAUCACAGAGUUGACGGGUGCUGCACAAAGUUCUCCUGGCAAAGAUGAUUCGGGAUUACAGGCAGGUAUCAGCAAAACAGGAGGUGACCAAUCUAACUUAUCCAUAGCAUCUGGAGAAAAUUCUAAAGCUAUAGAAGAGAAAUUUAAAGCACUGGAGACUCAAGUUUUUGGAAAUUCUGAGGCAAAUAUUGAUGGUACAUCACCAUCCUCAAAGCGCGCUAAAGUGCAUGAAUAG
Molecule: messenger RNA, 1452 nt
Organism: Fraxinus pennsylvanica
Lineage: Eukaryota; Viridiplantae; Streptophyta; Magnoliopsida; Lamiales; Oleaceae
Source: the annotation of a GenBank genome assembly